Molecule: messenger RNA, 1738 nt
Organism: Notothenia coriiceps (black rockcod)
Lineage: Eukaryota; Metazoa; Chordata; Actinopteri; Perciformes; Nototheniidae
Product: vacuolar protein sorting-associated protein 13A-like
Exons: 18
Coding region: 65-1687 (540 amino acids)
Biological process (GO): protein retention in Golgi apparatus; protein targeting to vacuole; autophagy
Source: RefSeq, a predicted model, not a curated record
UGGGCAAGCGCAAGCGCCUGACAGAAUGUAAACAUGGUUACAAGUAGAUGAGAGAAACGCCAACAUGGUCUUCGAAAGCUUGGUGGUUGAUGUCCUCAACCGAUUUUUAGGGGACUACGUUGUCAACCUUGACUGCUCACAGCUAAAGCUUGCCAUAUGGGGAGGUGAUGCUGUUCUUAGAAAUCUUGAAAUAAAGGAAAAUGCCUUGAGUCAACUUGACAUUCCUUUUAAAGUGAGAGCCGGUCAUAUAGGACGGCUUGAGCUAAAGAUCCCAUGGAAGAACCUGUACACACAGUCUGUAGAGGCAACACUGGAUGGGGUCUAUCUACUCAUAGUCCCCACAGCAAGCAUAAAGUAUGAUGCAGAAAAGGAGGAGAAGCAGCUACAGGAGGCUCGUCAGAGGGAGCUACAGCGGAUAGAGGAGACAAAGCAGAAGGCUGCUGAGCAAGAGAAUCCAGAUGUUGAAAAACAGGACACCUUUGUGGAGAAGCUGGUCACUCAGGUCAUCAAAAACCUGCAAGUUAAGAUCUCUAACAUCCAUGUGCGCUAUGAAGAUGAUGUCACCAAUCCAAACUGCCCCUUGUCAUUUGGAGUGUCACUUAAAAACCUCAGUCUUCAGACAUGUGAUGAGAAAUGGAAUCCCAGACUUUUGGAUGAGAAUUCCCGACUUUUCUUCAAGUUGGUUCAACUAGACAACUUGUUUGCCUACUGGAAUGUCGACUCUUUACUCUUCUCCAAUCACAAUGCAGAGGAAGCCUUGCAAUGUCUGCAGAGCAGCAUCGACGCACAGAACUCUCUUUCAAUCAGCCAUGACUUCAUUUUUCGUCCUAUCUCAGCGGCCGCUAAACUGCGGAUGAAUCCCAGGUCAGAUGUGGACUUUUCCUCUCCUAAAGUGGACCUGAUGGUCCAUCUCAGUGAGGUGGCCAUUGAACUCAACAGACCCCAGUACAUUAGCAUCCUGGGGCUGCUGGGCUCAGUGGAUUUGAUGUCUCGCAAUCUCCCGUACAGGAAGUACAGACCCGAGGUCCAGGUUCACAGAAAUGCCUGCAUAUGGUGGAAGUACAUGAUCACAAGCGUCCUGGAGGUGGAUGUCAAACCUCGUCUCCAGAUGUGGUCCUGGCAGCACAUUCGCAUUCACCGGCAGACGAUCAAGUGUUACAGAGAGCUGUACAAGAACAAAAUCACCUGCAAGAAACCCAACGAGGACCUGCUCAAGGCACUCAAGGGGACUGAGAAGACCUUGGAUAUUUUUAACAUCACGUUGGCCAGACAGCAGGCGGAGGUGGAGGCAAGCAAAGCAGGUCUACGAAUUUUCCGUCCAGGGCUUAAGAUGGAGGAGGAGGAGUCUCAGGGCUGGUUGAGCUGGAUGUGGAAUAUGGGAGGAGAGGCCGAAUCAGAAACAAAAGAGGUCAAGACUGGAGGUUUUGAUGAGCUGUUAACCUACGCUGAGAAAUCCAAACUCUACACUGCCAUCGGAUACAGUGACACCGCUGCAAAUCCCAACCUGCCAAAGAAUUUUGAGGACAUGAAGGUCUAUUUCCACAUGGAGAGGCUGUCUGUGUCCAUCACUGACAACAAGGACAAAGAUGAGAUCAUCAGGCUGACUGUGGGAGAGCUCAAGUCCACACUCACUCAGAGACCUGGAGCGCAAGCCAUCAAACUCCACAGCCCAGCUCAGCUUGUUUGAAGUCACCGGCCUGAGCCAAGUAACCGGCCCGCACCGACCCUCCUGUCGUCC